Molecule: messenger RNA, 354 nt
Organism: Closterium sp. Naga37s-1
Lineage: Eukaryota; Viridiplantae; Streptophyta; Zygnematophyceae; Desmidiales; Closteriaceae
Source: the annotation of a GenBank genome assembly
AUGUCUCUAACGGCUCGCUACCCCUGCCUUUGUCCCACCUGCAGGGAACCUGCGGAUGCCUCCGCACCCGUGGAGGAGGAGGAGGAGGAGGAGGAGGAGGAGGAGGAGGAGGAGGAGGAGGAGGAGGAGGAGGAGGAGGAGGAGAUGCAGGCGGAGGGCGUGAGGGAGGUGGCUGUGGCAACCGGCCUGGAUGUGCUGUACCAAGAGACCCCCAACUACCACGGAGCGGCGGCUGAGGCUGACCGCAUGAUCGAGCCUAGAGAGACGGCUAGGCAUGCCUGGCGAGUGCCAGACCUGGGUGUUAGGGAGCCUGCUGUUAGUGCAGGUGAGGAGGCUGUGAUAGAGGAGGGCUAG